AGUGAAUAAGCAAAUAGGGAAGCGUGCCAGUGCUCUCAAAAUCACAAUCUUUCCAUACGUAUCGAUCACGUCAUCUCCUUUGUCUUCUACCCAACUAAGACGAAAACAAACCUUCUCCUUCUUAAAUCCACACUUCAGCGUCCUCUCCGAAUCUCGCUCCACCGGAAAAAAUGGCGACGAAUCCGCUCAAAUCCGACGCAAUCAUGGACAUGAUGAAGGAACAUCUCUCCACCGACGCAGGCAAAGAGCUCACGAAGAAAAUCGGUCUCGUAUAUCAGAUCAACGUCGCUCCAAAGAAAUUAGGGUUCGAAGAGGUUACUUACAUCGUCGAUCUUAAGAAAGGCGAAGUCACCAAAGGAAAAUAUGAAGGAGGGAAAGUGGAUGCAACCUUUUCCUUCAAAGAUGAUGACUUUGUCAAAGUUGCUACUGGGAAGAUGAAUCCUCAGAUUGCUUUCAUUAGGGGUGCGAUGAAGAUUAAGGGUAGUCUCAGUGCUGCGCAGAAAUUCACCCCGGACAUUUUCCCAAAGCCGUCGAAGUUGUGAACAACAAAAAGAAUGGUAUUGCUAACCCUUGGACUCAGGCUCAAUUUAUGUCUUUCCAAAGGGUUGGCUCUCGGUGAAGUCGCUAGAAAAACUCAGAAAUAAAGUUCUCUUCAAGUAUCUUUGUAUUAAUCUGCUUCACUUUUAUACUUUUGGAACAGAAAUUGGUAUUGGUUUUAAUAAAAUGAAUUUUUCUC
This is a messenger RNA of Eutrema salsugineum, 736 nucleotides long. RefSeq names its product non-specific lipid-transfer protein-like 1. The transcript has 4 exons. NCBI's taxonomy places the organism in Eukaryota, Viridiplantae, Streptophyta, Magnoliopsida, Brassicales, Brassicaceae. Gene Ontology annotation, cellular component: cytosol. The coding region runs from base 171 to 542 and encodes 123 amino acids. The record is from RefSeq and is a predicted model, not a curated record.